AACGCCUUUGGGAUGAAUUAGAGUGGAGACUGAGAGCCAGGCCUUCUCGUCCAUCAUCAGUGUGUGACCUCACAAAUGAGCUUCUGGAAGAAUGGUCAAAAAUUCCCAUCAACACACUCCUAAACCUUGUGGACAGCCUUCCCAGAAGAGUUGAUGCUGUUCUAGCUGCAAAGGGUGGACCAACGUCAUAUUGAACCCUAUGGAUUAAGAAUGGGAUGUUGCUUACCUUCAUAUGGGAGUCAAGGCAGGUUUCUUUGACAGAAACUCCUCAUAAUGUCUAUCCUAGGAUUAAAGAAGAAACAGCCAAAGACUUUCAAAGUCAAAGUUAUCACUAUGGAUGCUGAAAUGGAGUUCAGCUGUGAGGUAAAGUGGAAAGGUAAAGACCUGUUUGACCUGGUGUGUCGCACUGUUGGUUUGAGGGAGACCUGGUUCUUUGGACUCAGGUAUACAGUAAAGGACACCUAUGCCUGGCUGAAGCAAGAAAAACGGGUCCUGGACCAGGAGGUUCCCAAGGACUCUCCUAUAACAUUUCAUUUCCUGGCUAAAUUCUUCCCAGAAAAAGUAGAAGAGGAACUGGUCCAAGAAAUUACUCAGCACCUCUUCUUUUUACAGGUGAAGAAACAGAUAUUAGAUGAAGAAAUAUUCUGUUCUCCUGAAGCCUCUGUACUGCUGGCAUCAUAUGCCGUCCAAGCCAAGUAUGGAGAUUAUGACCCAAACUUUCACAAGCCGGGCUUCCUGGCUCAGGAUGAGCUUUUGCCAAAAAGAGUUCUGAUGCAGUACCAAAUGACAGCCGACAUGUGGGAGGAGAAGAUCACAGCCUGGUACGCUGAGCACAGAGGCAUCGCCAGGGAUGAAGCAGAGAUGGAAUAUUUAAAGAUUGCUCAGGACCUUGAGAUGUACGGCGUCAGCUACUUUGCCAUUACUCAAAAUAAAAGGGACACGGACUUGUUACUUGGAGUGGAUGCUCAAGGUCUUCACAUCUACAGCCCCAACAGCAAACUCAGCCCGAACAAAUCUUUUCCUUGGAGCGGAAUCCGUAACAUCUCGUACAGUGAGAAGGAGUUUACAAUCAAACCCCUGGACAAGAAGAAAGACGUUUUCAAGUUCUACUCGUCUCAACUGCGCGUCAAUAAGCUGAUCCUGCAGCUGUGCAUUGGGAACCACGAUCUGUUUAUGAGGAGGAGGAAGGUGGACUCAAUUGAAGUGCAGCAGAUGAAGGCUCAAGCCAAAGAGGAGAAGGCCCGCAAGAAGAUGGAGCGUCAGAUCCUGGCACGGGAGAAACAAAUGAGGGAGGAGGCAGAACGAGCCAAGGAGGAAAUGGAACGAAGACUUUUCCAGCUGCAGGAUGAGGCGCGACUGGCAAACGAGGCACUGCUGAGAUCUGAGGAGACAGCCGACCUGCUAGCAGAGAAGGCCCAGAUUGCUGAGGAAGAAGCCAAGCUGUUGGCCCACAAGGCUGCAGAAGCUGAGCAGGAGAGGCAGAGGUUAGAGGUCACAGCCAUGAAGACUAAGGAGGAGAAAAGGUUGAUGGAGCAGAAGAUGAGGGAGGCGGAGCAACUGGCUGUAAAACUGGUGGAGCAGUCUGAGCGGAGGUUGAAGGAAGCAGAUCACCUGAAACAGGACCUGACUGAGGCUAAGGACGCUGAGCGGAGAGCCAAGCAGAAGCUGCUGGAGAUCACCAAAACUACAUACCCUCUCAUAGCAGCCUACUCCACCCCUCCUGCUCCUCCUGAGGCAGCUGACUUGGGUUACGAAUCAGCGUCUACGCGCCUCGACUUCAAGGACUCUGACAUGAAAAGGCUCUCUAUGGAGAUUGAGAGAGAGAGGCUGGAGUACAUGGAGAAGAGUAAACACCUGCAGGACCAGCUGAAGGAGCUGAAGUCUGAGAUCGAGUCUCUGAAGCUGGAGGAGCAGCAGCAACAGGCCGGCCUCUACGGCCUCCAAAGUGAGGCGAGGGGAUACGUCCAGGAGCCCGUCUACAUACCUCACAGCAACCGAAACUCUGCGUACAUGUCUCAGAUGGCCUUCUUUGAAGAAGUGUGAUGCUGCUCCUGCAGGAGGAGGAAGAAGGGCACCGGCUGCUGCGCCUUAAUGCUUUCUCAACACGUUCAGUUAAACACUAACAACCGACAGACACAGACGUACAUACACCGUGAAUGUGUGCUUUGGAAUGACUUUAAAUCUAUCCACAACAACAGACUGACUCUAGUGUGGCUGCCUGCUAGGUCGUACCACCUGCUACACUCCAGCACCUUCAACGUGUCUUUUAUAAAUAUAGAGAACACAUAAAUGUGUCACACAUAUCUAACACUGUUUCAGGAUAUGGUGUGGAACACGGAUGUAUGGCGGUUUGUGUGGUUUUAAGGGAUUCUUAGCUGUAAGAUGCUCAGAUACAGAAAUGUUUCUGCCUUACAACGUUUUGAAACAGGGAUCUGGUUAAAAGUGGUCACAAACCAGCUUAUGGCAAAGUCUCUUCAUCAGAUUUCAUUACAAAAAUGGGCUUUUUUCCAGUCUGGGGUGAAUUUUGUAAAUAUGGAAGUUUUUGUUUAUUUUCUUUCGAACUAGUAAAUAUUUCUCCAACUUGGCUACUACAAAAUUUGAUGUAGUAAUUCAUCAAAGAAACCCUAAUUUCAGAUUUACCAAGGUAUUUCGAAUUACCCUUUAAACACUAAAUAUGACUCUCGGUCAGCAAUAUGCAAAGUGAGCAUUUACACUGAGAUGUGGCUCAUAAACGUCACUAAUAAAAGUAGUAAUUGCACACAAAUGUCCACAUCUGACAAGUGGAUCUGUGCAGGGACAGUGUCUACAUGGGACACCACUAACUAUGUUAAAUUCAGAGCUUUGUUUUAGUCCUCUGUAUUUACUUGUUACAUUUACUUCUUGAACUGGCUUUACUGAUAACAUUUAAGAUCCCUUAAUUGGUGUAGUGCCUCAUCAUGCUAGUGAAUAGAAAUGUAGUACACAGUUAGGAGAUUGCUAUUUCAAUAUUUUGUUCUUUAGACUGCUGAUGUGCCUUGAACUUUAUUUUUUUGCUUUUACGAGUUAAGAUACUAAGGUUUCAUUUGGUUUCAUUGUGCUCAUGUGUCUUAGAGCUGCUUCAACUUUGGGGCUGAUAUCUUCCUGAAACUAAGUUACAGAGCAGCAGAUUGGUGGCUUUCCUUACCCCCCCCCCCCCCCCCCCCCCCCCAUGCACUUCUCAGGGUUAGUGUUGGAGACAAUCACUGCGGGUAGAAUCACAUUAGUUUCCCCUGAAGAUAUACAGUAUAAUGCCCAGUAAUGUUUAACCUCAGUAAGUCCAAUAGAAGUUUAAAGAUGUUUAGUAGCGGUGCAUGCACUGUAUUUAACAAACGGAGAACUUUAACUCUUACACUUCUCAUUACAUCCUCAAAAAGGGAGAGGCUGGAUGCCAAACAUAGUGCCAGAGGUUCGGCCUGCUUGUUUAUUUGGACCGGCCUAUUGGGCUGAUUUGAUGGUGGACUAACCAGUGACAAAUGAGGGGUUCAUUAUCAGUAACGCUAACCUUGGACUUGUGUAAAUGGUGUUGUUUUUACUGAAUUGUUCUUAAGUGCUUCAGUUUGCUCCUUUAACCUUAUUUAUUUGCGCUAUAAAUCCUCAGAUAACAUCAUCACAUUUUGUUGAGGUUCUGUAUUGUGGGGAAACUUUUUGUCAUUUAGUGUUAGUUUUGUUUUACUGUAAUGAGAUUAUCCAACUAAAUUCAAGUCCAGUGUUAAAAUGUAUUUUACACCUGAAAACUUUAAGAGGUUAGGAGUUUUGUUAAUGAUUUGUAACCUCAAGGUAUUUUGUGUAUAUCAUUUAAUUACAGCAGUGAUGAUACAGCAGUGUGUCUUUUUCCUAUUUGUGCGCACAUUUGUUGGACUUGUCUCAGAUGAUUAUGGUUUAUUUUGACUCAGUAAUGCUCCUCCAUCAAGGCCACACAACCCUCUAAAUAUGACUUUUAAUCACAAAUCUGAAAUCUGCACUGGAAUGUGCAUUAAAAUACAAAUUUUACAGGGAAUCUGAUGUCUGACUGGCUGAUGGCGGCUGAAAGUUUUAAAAGUCCUGACCAAAAAUACUCAAAGUGUGGACAAAGAGGAAACCUGCAACGUUUCAUGUGAGUCAAACUCUUGACCGCUGAGUUAUGGACAUUUCUGUUUUGUUGUAGAGCAGUGUAUAGGUUAUUCAGGUCUGCUUUGAACUGUCGUCAUUUAGGACUGAAAACUUGCGUUUUGUAUGUUCCAGGUUUAUACUUUGGUCCUUUGUCUUACAUUCUUACAUGUCUUUUUUUUUUUUUUUUUUUUUUAAAUCAAGCAUUUUUGUCACAUCGACCGAUAUCUUUUUUCUUUUUUUUUUUCAGUGCCGAUAUCGAUUAUUUGUAGUCAAGGAGGCCGAUAACCGAUAUCUGGAGCUGAUUCAUUUGUAGUAAAAGUGAAAAUAUUGCCAUCAAAAUUUUGGAUAAUACUAACUCCAAAACUUAAUUUUGUUGAAAUGCCUUUAAGCAUAUGUUUAUUAAACAGCUUUUCAGAUUUGCAA
Messenger RNA from Acanthochromis polyacanthus (spiny chromis), 4530 nucleotides. It is a transcript of the gene nf2b, whose product is annotated as NF2, moesin-ezrin-radixin like (MERLIN) tumor suppressor b. Gene Ontology annotation, biological process: regulation of gliogenesis; positive regulation of early endosome to late endosome transport; positive regulation of protein localization to early endosome. Gene Ontology annotation, molecular function: actin binding; cell adhesion molecule binding. Bases 274 to 2043 code for a protein of 589 amino acids. The transcript is spliced from 17 exons. Lineage: Eukaryota; Metazoa; Chordata; Actinopteri; Pomacentridae. The record is from RefSeq and is a predicted model, not a curated record. Gene Ontology annotation, cellular component: apical part of cell; adherens junction; filopodium.